AACAAGACGAACAUGUUGAUGCUGAAGAUCUUUAUGCCAAAGAACAUUUAAAUGUGUUCAUUGGCCACGUAGGUGCUGGAAGGUCGAUGAUGGGUGGUAAUUUGUUUGUUAUUUUUAAUGGGAAUGGUGGAUCAAAGAUCUAUGGAAAAGAAGAACGUGCCAAAGUAGGAGGAGCUUCCCAAGCCAAUAUAUUAGUCUUG
Molecule: messenger RNA, 200 nt
Organism: Ambispora leptoticha
Lineage: Eukaryota; Fungi; Glomeromycota; Glomeromycetes; Archaeosporales; Ambisporaceae
Source: the annotation of a GenBank genome assembly